AUGACCACACGCCUCACUAUGACCACACGCCUCAACAUGACCACACGCCUCACUAUGACCACACGCCUCACUAUGACCACACGCCUCACUAUGGCCACACGCCUCACUAUGACCACACGCCUCAACAUGACCACACGCCUCACUAUGACCACACGCCCCAACAUGACCACACGCCUCACCACAUGCCUCACUAUGACCACACGCCUCAAUCACACGCCUCAACAUGACCACACGCCUCACUAUGACCGCACACCUCACUAUGACCACACGCCUCAACAUGACCACACACCUCACUAUGACCACACGCCUCACCACACGCCUCACUAUGGCCACACACCUCAACAUGACCACACACCUCACUAUGACCACACGCCUCACCACACGCCUCACUAUGGCCACACGCCUCACUAUGGCCACACGCCUCACUAUGACCACACGCCUCAAUCACACGCCUCAACAUGA
This is a messenger RNA of Knipowitschia caucasica, 462 nucleotides long. The record is from the annotation of a GenBank genome assembly. NCBI's taxonomy places the organism in Eukaryota, Metazoa, Chordata, Actinopteri, Gobiiformes, Gobiidae.